Messenger RNA from Aureobasidium subglaciale EXF-2481, 3330 nucleotides. RefSeq lists its product as uncharacterized. Gene Ontology annotation, cellular component: membrane. Bases 1 to 3330 code for a protein of 1109 amino acids. The transcript has 2 exons. Lineage: Eukaryota; Fungi; Ascomycota; Dothideomycetes; Dothideales; Saccotheciaceae. The record is from RefSeq and is a predicted model, not a curated record.
AUGUCGCGAUUGUUCAAGCGCGGGCGCACGCCUUCGGAUGCCUCGUCGCAUCAGCAGCGGCUGCCCUUGUCCAAUGACGAGCAGCAGCAGCAGCAGCAGCAGCAGGAAGAGGGCGAGACACAGGACUGUGCUCCGCGCUCCACCGGCCACACGUCAAGAGCGCGCUCCAUCACUUCGGCCUCGGCCCUCUCAUCCUCGUACAAGACGCCCAGCAGGUCCUACAUCCACCAUGCUGCCCAUCCCUAUCAAGAACCACUCCACUAUUCCUCCUCAGGCGUGCGCGAACAGACUGCCGAACUCUCGUCUUCUUUCCUAGGCGACCCGGAUACACAGCGAUCUUCGCAACCACCGAACCGCUUCUCGCAGGACUCGUCGGCCCACCGUAGAAGCUUCGAUUCCGCUUCCUCGCCCAGGCAAUCGCUCGACCUUGGCCAGCACCGAAAGAGCGUGGAUUCAGAAAGAUCUUUGGGUGACGAUGAAAGGCUGCAGAAGGGACAAACACGGCCGGAGGUGAUUCAAGAGCAAAGUGAGCCCGUCUCGCCAGAGGUUUCGUCUGCCAAUCUGCCCGACAUGCUGUUGCAACAGAAUGGCCAAUUGCGCCCACGCCCUCGGCCCUACAGCGAUGUACCUAGUCUGGUCGUCAGUGAAGCCGGCGAAGAAGACGACAACGAAGAGACGCCUCUGUUUGGCAGGAGAUCGUCGAGAAGAGCAUCGGCCUACAAGACUCUGGACGGCAACCACGAUUCGGGCGACGAUUCGGAAGACAUCGAGAGCCAGCGACUGCCGCGAGUCCGCUCAUGGCAGACGCUACAACACGCCUAUCCCUCCAUACGCAAGGUGGCCGUCGACGGCUACCGUGUUGCGACGCAUCCCAAAGAGUGGGACAUGCAAGAGGUCUUCAAAAUGGUCGUCGUCAAGCCAGCUCUGGUCAUGCCCUCGGUCUUUCUCGGAGUCCUCCUCAACCUCCUGGACGCACUGUCUUAUGGCAUCAUCCUCUUCCCUCUUGGAGAGGAAGUCUUCUCCAGCAUGGGUGCUGAUGGUGUCUCCAUGUUUUACGUCAGUUGUAUCACUGCUCAACUCACCUAUUCCAGCGGCUCCAUCUUCAGCGGAGGUGUCGGCUCAGAGAUGAUCGAAGUCGUGCCUUUCUUCCACAAAAUGACUUACAUGAUCAUGGGACGUAUGGGCACCGGCAAUCCCGAUGCUCUCAGAGCGACUGUAAUUACUUCUUACGCCAUGAGCUCUAUUCUUACUGGUCUGGUCUUUCUCGGUCUUGGUGCUGCCAAGCUGGGCACGCUCGUCAACUUCUUCCCUCACAGCAUUCUCACUGGAUGUAUCGGCGGUGUGGGUAUCUUCCUGUUCGUCACUGGCAUCGAGGUUUCGGCAAGACUCGACGGCAACCUUGAGUUUACCGCCGCCGUCCUUCACAAGCUCUUCCAAGCAGACACCAUCGUGCUCUGGCUACCCCCUCUUUUCCUCGCCAUUCUUCUAUUGACCGUCAAGCAUUACUACGACCGACCAUGGCUCGUCCCUGCAUACUACAUUGCUAUCACCGCCAUCUUCUACAUUGUCGUCGCUGCAGUCCCCGACCUUGGUAUGGAGACUUUACGCCGCAAGGGCUGGGUCUUUGACGCCCCUCAGGCCGGUCUACCAUUCUACAACUUCUACAGCCAUUACAAGUUCCACCUGGUAGACUGGAGUGCCAUCUGGAUGACUGUCCCUACUCAAUUUGCCCUAACCUUCUUUGGUAUCCUGCAUGUUCCCAUCAACGUGCCCAACUUGGCUAUCGUUGUUCAGGAAGACAACGUCAGUGUCAACAGAGAACUCAUCAUGCACGGCAUCUCAAACACUCUCUCUGGUUGUGUUGGUAGUAUCCAGAACUACCUCGCUUUUGUCAACAGUGUGCUUUUCAUCGAGACUGGAGGUAACAGCCGUCUUGCUGGAUACAUGUUGACUCUCGCCACUUUUGGUCUCCUCGUCGCUGGUCCCGUCGUCAUCGGUUAUGUGCCGGUCAUGGUCGUUGGUACCUUGAUCUACAUGCUUGGUAUUGACCUUGCUCAGGAGGCCAUCUGGGCAACCUACGGAAGACUUCACCGUCUCGAGUAUGCCACCAUCGUCAUCAUCUCCCUAGUCAUGGGAGCUUACGAUUUCGUCGUUGGUAUCGCUGUCGGAAUUGGUCUUGCUUGUCUCGUCUACGUCGUGCAAACAUCGCGCAAGACUGUCAUUCGCGCAGAGUUCUCUGGCGCAGUGGCCGAGUCGACCGUUCGUCGUCACCCACGUCAACGCGAAUACCUUCACAAAGUCGGUCCUCAGAUUAGAGUGGUGAAGCUUGGAGGAUAUCUCUUCUUUGGCAGUAUUGUCAAGGUGGAGAAAAAGGUCAGAGCUCUGAUAGAAGCAGAAGCUUUCGCCGCAGAACCCAUCCGCUAUCUCAUUCUGGAUUUUUCUCACGUUGCCGGUAUUGACUUUUCGGCUGCCGAGGCUUUCAACCGUAUGAACCGUAUCUUGCAUCGUCGCGAUGUGACGCUCGCUCUUGCUGCUGUCAGCCUUGAGGGUGAGAUUGGCAAGAGUCUGCAAAUGGUUGGCCUCUUCGAAGAUCCCGUCGAAGACUCUACAAUCCCACCACCAAAGGUGUUUGAAGAUCUCAACGGCGCACUGGAAGCAUGUGAGAAUGAGAUGCUGGUAAUUCUCUCCGAUAAGCAACGCAUCGAAGCCAUGCAACAACAGAAAGAAAGCUCUGCCGAAAACAUCGACAUCCCCUCUCCCACCCAACUCAGCCCCCAAACACCCGCCUCUGCAGACAUGAGUGUAGGCAGCCCUCGACGAAAUUUCCUACACCAAGCCGCCACGACCACAAUAGCGGAUAACAGAGGGCCCAAUGGCGACAACAGUAAUCGCUGGAAGCACUUUAAGCAACCGCUCCCCCUGAUAUUACAGUCAUUCCAAGGCCUCACGAACAAGAACGAAGAUUUCUGGUUCCGCGCCGUAUCAUACUUUGAACCACGCAGCUACCCAGCAGGUAAAAUCCUUUACUCCCGUGGCGACAAACCCGAUGGGUUCUAUCUCUUGCAAUCUGGCAUCCUCCGAGCGGAAUAUGAUCUCGAUCAGGGCAAUUACCAUGAAAGCAUUGUGAGUGGCACGACGUGUGGAGAGUUGCCCUUCUUCUCCGAGACGGAGAGGACGAGUACGGUCAUGGCGGAGAUGGACUGUGUGGCUUGGUUGUUGACUGGCGAGAAGUGGCAACUUAUGCAGGAAAAGGAGGGAGAGGUUGCAAAGGAAAUGUUGAAGGUUGGGAUGAAGUUGAGUGCGGAGAGGAUGAAUGCUAUUACUUCGUAA